AAAAAUUUCAUUGACUUUUUUUCGUACUGCUAGUUGUUACGAUUGCCAAGUUGAGAAUGAAGUGCUUUAAUUUCCCGGUUUUUGUGUUGAUAUUACUCCCCACUGUUAUCGGACAAUUGGGCACUGGGGGAUCAGGGACUUUCAAUUAUGAUGCCUCAUCAGCCUGUAGCAGACCUUAUUCGCGUAAUGGUAGAGAGCACUAUGAAAAACUUCCAUGCGACUUUCGCCGACAGAAUUGGUGCACAAUUGCUGGCAGCAAUUACCCAUGGCACGCGGUUAGACGAUUUGUCUACGAGAAUCAGGGAUUAAUGCGGCGGAUGUAUGGAGAUGAGAAACAUAUUAAUGUUCUUAAGGAUGAACUUGAAAAAAAUGACAUUCAAUUGGAAUAUGAAGAGAAUUAUCAUCACAGAUACUUUGAUGACUUCCAGCGUUCUAUCCAUGACAAUCAAUAUGACUUGGGAAGAUAUGAAAAGGAGAAAACUAGGGAAUAUCGAGGUCGCGCUUUUACAAAUGAAUCACCCAAACAGCCGGCAUUCACAAAACUCUACUUCCGUCCAACAGAAACGACAACUGCCAGCAGUAGUACGACAUCUCAAACAGAAUCACCCGAUGAAUUUUCGACAGCAUCAGAAUCAAUAGAAGAAGCCACAAUAAAACCAUUAAAAAAAUUACCCAGCGAUCAGAAUGAAACUGAAGAUAAAUCCGAUGGAGGAAACUCUACAUCAGGGGGAACAUUGUCUGAAAUAGCUCAUGUAAAAAAUGCCACUUUCAACGAAAUUCCUGAAACAUUGAAAACGCCUAAGGAAAAUGUUUCAGGCAGCGCACCAGCAGACUGGCCCAGUAAAUCAACAGAAACAGUUUAUGUUGAAGCGACUUUAGAAUUAAAUGGAACAGCACGGCUGCCCGGAGUUUCCUCGGCCGAUGGGAUUGAUCAAUUCACCACAGAAAAGGAUAAGGAAAAUUCAUCUUCAGAUGGUAGUCAACAAGAAUUUAGACCGCGUCCUGAGUAUCGACCGCCUGAACCUCAGGCGGGCACCGGGUCCAGUGUCGAGGGGCAACUUUUUCAAGAUUUUGUUGUUAAAGAUCAACAGGAACAACCGGUGCUUAAACUCCGUGGGGUGAAUGCUUGUCCAGUUAAAGAUGAAGUUGUCGCUCCAUUCUGGGCGAAUAAUACAAAAGGGGAAAUUCUCGCUUUACUCAAUCUUUAUCCUUUCGAACAGUUUCUUCACUGGGAAAAAUGCACACAUGAAAAUAAGCAAAUGUACUGUCGCGAAGGGUGCAAAUGCGAGCAGCAAUACCGCCUGUACCGGCUUCUUGCUUAUGAUCCAAAUAACGAGUGUCGUGGUAUAUUCAGCGAUUGGUUCAAAUUUCCAAGCUGUUGCGUAUGUCGAUGUUACGAUCUCCCAAUAGAAUUUCGGGUGACAUCGAGAUCACCACGUACCCAUAAGCAAAUACUCAAAUUAAAUCCACCUGGCAAUUAAUUUUUCAUUCCCUUCUAAAAUUAAGAGAAUCCGAACACUCAAGGCUAGUGAAUUGAAGAAAAAAUGCUAAUAAUGUUAUAUUGAUAUGCCAUUAAUAAUUUAUUCAAUUAUAUCACCUAAAGUAACAUUAUAUAUACAUACAAAUAUACAUUAAAAUCACUUGAAUGUUGUCAAACUUUCUCACUUGGAUGUAUUGAAAGUUCAUCUUUUGCGUUAUUCUAAUUAUUAAAACGGAUGAAUUUAUCAGAAUUAGUUUUUAUAUUAGAACAAGCUGCCAUACUCAUUGUCAGUACCGAUGAAUUCCAUGCGAUUAAUCGUUUAUUUAUUUAUUUACUUGCGGAUUUAAUUGUAUUUUUAAUGAUAUUUUUUUUCUCUCUUUGUUUUCGAUAUUUUAUGAGAAUCCAUUAUACUGAUUGAAUUCCGAUUGUUGAUAAUGUUUUGUUUUAUUAUUUUUGUUAUUUUAUUUGUCCUGGAAGGUGAACAUGAAAAAAUUGUCCGAACUGGAUUGCCCAUGGGGCAAGGGUUCAUUGAUGUUACAGAUAUUUUAUAUACAUAUAUAAACAUUGAAUAUGUAUGCACAAUUAUUAUUUAUUUAAGAUGAUAAUCUACGCACGAGAAAGCCUUUUAUUGUGUAUAUGUGUUGGAGUAUCAUUGAUGAGUAGUGAGUUAAAAUAUUUGGUAUCAGAAACCAUUGCAGGAGGAAAUAUCGAAGAACGGGUGAGUAAAUUCACUCAAUCGUCGUAUCUGGUAUUAAAUCCUUGCGACAAUUUUAGGACGACAUAUUGGGAUGAAAAAGGCAAAUGAUUUAAAAAAUUGACAGGCAGUUAUUGCUUUCGUAAAUCAUACCAAUGAUGUGUAGGAAAUACAUGUGAAACAUUUCACCGCGGAAAUUUUAUUUGCUGAUUGUAAACAUUGAAUAUUUUCAUAAAAAAUAUAGAGUAAUAUCGGAACAAUUAGUCAAUUAUUAUAUGAUGAAUUGCGGAAAAUUGUUCAUUAUCAUUGUAGUGUAGCAUUAGAAAAUAUUCAUUUUCCGUUUCGUCUUGUAAAAUUGACGACUGAAAAUACUCGAGUUAUAAAUUUCAAUUGUCAUUUUAUAAUGAUCACAACGGUUUAUUUUGAGUGAGCAUUAAUAGAGCAUUUAUAAUACUGCGAAAAUCCAUUAAUUCUUACCAAUAUAAUAAUAACUCCACAACGGCGAAAAAAAAAAAGAUAUUCUCGACAAGUUCAUGUGCCUUUGCUCUUGAAAUUUUAUCCUUUACCUUUAUUCCACUCGCAGCGCAAAAAUAAUAAUUAUCCUAUUGACGCCUGUUUAUUUACUGUCGUUCACACAAUUACAGUUGAUAAUAAAUAUGUUUAUAUAGUGAAUAUUCAUAAAAUUCUUAUUGCUCAAGGGAAUUAAAAUAACAAAGACGGUUGGUGUGAGUUUAACAUCUCAAGAAUUCUCGAAUUCUCGAUUUUGACUCCACAAUUACAUUUCAAGAGCGCACAAAUUUAUUUUUAAAUUAUCGAGCGAUCGAUUCCCAGUGGGAAUAAUUAAUGGCGCAAGCAACUCUUCUCGUCACCCUGUGGCUAACGAAUAAUCAACAACUGUAGAUUUUUUUUUAUUUCAAAUUCAAGUCGCUCUGAACACCACUAGAAUUGAACAUUUUCGUAAUCCCUUCUUACACAUCUCACCGAAUCACAAUAAUUAAUAUGAUAUUGUUUCAAUUGAUAUAUUUCAAAAGGAUGUCGGUAAAUUUAUAGAAAAAUUUAUUACUAGAUAACUAAUUGGUCGUGAUUGAUUACAACAAUGGGAAGAGUCUCACGAUAUGUUGAAGCAGUAUUUAUGUAUCACAGUGAUGACUGAUAAUAACAUCGAAAUCGCAUUUUUAUUUAAUUAUUAUUCAUGUUUUUUAUGGCGCUGAAAAAGUUGUAUUCUUUCUACACGUUUGAAUGAUCUAUUGAUUUUACUGAGAGGAGUGCUCUGACAAUUAUCAAAUUAUGGAAUAAAAAAAUGAAAUAAAAAAAUCUUUAAAAACA
Molecule: messenger RNA, 3500 nt
Organism: Fopius arisanus
Lineage: Eukaryota; Metazoa; Arthropoda; Insecta; Hymenoptera; Braconidae
Gene: spz4
Product: Spaetzle domain-containing protein 4
Exons: 6
Coding region: 57-1481 (474 amino acids)
Biological process (GO): central nervous system formation; innate immune response
Cellular component (GO): extracellular region
Molecular function (GO): growth factor activity; Toll binding
Source: RefSeq, a predicted model, not a curated record